UGGAAGCGAUUGCUUAUCUCUCAUAUCUCUCUCUCUCUCUGCUCCGUCCACAGUGAUCUGUCAUUUGUCCUCUAAGUUUAGAUACAUCCGCCCCAUUGAGUCUCAGACUGGUCCUGAAAGAGGACUGCGCUGGGGGGGAAAUAUUGAGGCUGAGUGAGCGGUUUAAUCUAACGGACUCUCUAAGUGCGCUAUCUCUUACCCGCCAUCUCCACUGAGCAGUUUCCUGCCUAGCUGUGCUGUGUAGGGGAAUGCGCGAGGGAUGCGUGACGCCGGAACAGUGGAGGAUAUUCUCGGCAGCGCUGCUAAUUGCUGUGAUUCAUGUUCCCUUUGAGUGCCUGUAACGAGUAGGCUAUAGCGAGAGAUUAAGAGAGAGAGAGAUAAGUGUAUAUCCGCUCACAGGAGUCAAAUGUCUUGGCUGUGGAUCUAAGAAAUGAUACAGAUUAAACGGAAAUUUUAUAAAAGACAAAGGAGCCUUCGCGUUUCAAAGUUUUUUCCUAGUGGUCUUUUUAUUUUUCUGAUGCGGACACAGUUCCAUUGCCUCCAACAAUGCAAUAAUGGAAUUGCACGUGGCAGAAUGAUGACCAGCGGCGCGCAGGACAUAGGCUGCUGUCAAAAUACUCACCUAUUUGUUUUAUUGUGCUGCUCUAAGAGCUCCAGACAGUGAUCAGUCAUUUGUUUUAAAGUGGGAGAAAAUCUCCUCUGAUCCCGUCUCUUCACUAAAGAGAUGUUGCACUUGCACAGCGAUUCCAGGAAGAUUGACGUGCGCGCGGGGGGACCGUUCAAUCGCUGCCUCCUCUCCAGACUCAGCUUGUUUUAACUCUUGGGUCAUCAACUUUUAGCAUCCCGUUUCUACCGAACUCAUCACAUUAAGAUUUACACGCGCAUCUUAAAGGGGUUCCUGUGGUCAGUGCUGAACUUGUUGAACACUGGACUGUGCACGGUGAAUUGAGGCAAACCUACAAAUACCCUGGGUGCCGUUGCCGGGCGGAAGAGAGACAUGAUUGACAGCAAACAAAGCUGAGCGGCCUGUCACUCAUCUCUCCAUCAGCGUGUCAAAAAGGCUGCCUCCUCCAGGGCUCUCGCUCUAGCUCUCGCCUCUCUCCUCCUUCACACCGACUCCUCCUCCCUCCCUCCCUCCCUCCAUCCACUCCUUCUCUUUUUAUCUCCUUGACGGGCCAGUCACCCCGUAACUUCGGUGUGUUGUGAAUCCCCCAUUCCCUCCCUCCCGGAGAGAGAACUGUCGGAGAGACCUGAAACGGAGUACAGAGAGGACUCCAGACCUAAAGAAGUGGUGCCCCCCCUCGCCCCUCCAUCUCACACCCCUCACCCCCCCCCCCCCACCCCCACCCACCACCCCACCCACCAAGCUGUUAACAGGAGGCUGGCAUGCUGCCACAGUUCUUUAGCUCCUCUCUCCGUAAAGGUUGGAUUAUUUCAUAAACACAAAGGCACAGGCCUUUCCCUCUGUCUCUUUGUCUCUCUGUUUCGGGAGAGAAGGAGAGGGAUUCCCCAUUGAGAAAGCAAUAGCCCUUUUCUAGAGGAGACCCAGAGUGUCUGAGAGGAAGCGGCGAUGCGUUUCCCUCUGGUGUUGACACUGCAGGCACUGUGGGCCAGUGUGUGCCAGACCAUGCAGCACUACCCAGCCUGGGGACACUACGACGUGUGUAAGUCUCAGGUGUACACGGACGAAGGCCUCACCUGGGAUUACAUGGCCUGCCAACCUGAGGCCAUGGACAUGACCAAGUACCUGAAGGUUACGGUGGACCCACCCAACAUCACCUGUGGAGACCCACCUGAGACAUACUGCGCCCUGGAGAACCCGUACAUGUGUAACAAUGAAUGUGAUGCCGAAAACGAGGACCUGGCCCACCCACCGGAGCUCAUGUUCGAUUUCGAGGGCCGCAACCCCACAACCUUCUGGCAGUCUAGUUCCUGGAAGAAGUACCCCAAGGCCCUCCUGGUCAAUAUCACACUGUCGUGGAGCAAAACCAUCGAGCUGACCGACGACAUUGUGGUCACCUUCGAGUCAGGCCGCCCGGAACAGAUGGUUCUGGAGAAGUCUCUGGACUACGGUAAGACCUGGCAACCCUACCAGUUCUACGCCACAGACUGUCUGGACGCUUUCACCAUGGAUGCCAAGACUGUCCAGGACCUGACCCAGCACACUCUCCUAGACAUCAUCUGCACCGAGGAAUACUCCAGGGGCUACGUGUGGAAGUAUGACAAGACGGUGCGCUUCGAGAUCAAGGACCGCUUUGCACUGUUCGCCGGACCACGGCUCCACAACAUGGCGUCCCUCUACGGUCAGUUAGACACCACCAAGAACCUGAGAGACUUCUUCACCAUUACAGACCUGAGGGUCCGGCUCCUCCGACCAGCCACAGGGGCCACCAUGGUAGAUGAGAACAACCUGUCCAGAUACUUCUACGCCAUCUCUGACAUCAAGGUCCAGGGAAGGUGCAAGUGUAACCUUCACGCCAAUAGUUGUGUGUUUGACAAAGAGACGCUAAAUUGUGAGUGUGAGCACAACACCACGGGGCCGGACUGUGGCCGCUGUAAGAGGAACUACCAGGGCCGGACGUGGAGCGCAGGCUCCUAUCUACCCAUCCCCAAGGGCACGGCAAAUACCUGUAUCCCCAAUAGCAUUGGUCCAGUUAACUGCGAAUGCUUCGGACACUCCAACCGCUGCAGCUACAUCGAGCUGCUAAACUCCGUCAUUUGCGUGAGCUGUAAACACAACACUAGGGGCCAGCACUGCCAGGAUUGCAAGCAGGGCUACUUCCGAAAUGCUUCUGCGGAGCUGGAAGAUGAGAAUGUGUGCAUAGACUGUAGUUGUAAUCCCUAUGGCUCAGACAGUGUUCGCUGUAAUGGCACAGGAUUUUGUAAAUGUAAGGAGGGAACUACAGGGGCUAAGUGUCGAGAUUGUCUGCCGGGAUAUUUGUGGGACAAUGGCUGCAAAUGCGUCAUCAGCCAGGGCAACCUCUCACUGGUCGGUUCAACUCCUGACCUGGAACAUCCUCAAGAUGCCCGAGUGUGUGACAACGAGCUCCUGCGCUGCCAGAACGGCGGUGUGUGUCUGAACAACCUGCGGUGCCAGUGUACCGCAGCAUUCACGGGCCUGCUGUGUGAGAAGCCCCGCUGUGAGUCGGAGCUGGGGGGCUGUGGUGGGCCCGACUCGGGCCAAGCCGCCCUCUCGUCUACACCACUCUCCACCUUGCUGCUGCUCCUGCUGGGCUCGACGCUGCUCAGAGAGGCCUCCUACAGGCCCACCCUGCUCUGAGAACCAGAGGCCUACACUGUCUACACUGAACUGGUGGAGCGAACUACCCAAUUACCAACUUCUCUACAACAACAACCAGAACUACAACGACCAUGAGCUUAGUCUACUAUACUGUACUGUACUAUAAUGUACUAUACUGUACUGUACUAGCUGUCCACCAGUCACAGCAAGGACACACGCUGUCUAUAAGGGAAUGUGCCAGAAUGAAAGCAAAACUUUAAUUUGAGUAAAAAAAUAAAAGUAUAUAUAGAAAUGAGAGUUUAAAAAAAUGAAAUCAAUAAAGAAAAAUAAAUACCAGAUAUUUAAAAAGAGUUUAACUUGAGCAUUUGCUUCAUAAAAAGUCAAACAACAGACAUCAGUGACCUAAGCCAUACCAGAGACUUUUCCCCCUAACUGUCAAAAGGAGGGACUGGAGAUGACAGACACUUUGUUCACUUCCUCUCUUAUCGCCACGGCAAUGGCAGCUGCGACCAAUAAGCGACAGCAAGCUCUAGCUAGCAAGGCCAGCAGCUGCUAGCUGCCCCUGUCUUAGGGCGCUUUGGGGUUUGGUGCUGGCUGGACUGAACUGCUUCUGGGCUGAACUGACUGACUGACUGACUGACUGACUGACGAAGAACUCCAUAGAACUGUCCCUACCGCUGCUGAAGGGUGGACAGACAGGCUGUUUGAAAAAUAAAACCUAAAUAGAGAAAUUGAGGCAGAGGGAAAAUAAAAAAGGAAAUGUAAGCAAUCUUUGCUGUCAGUGCAUUGUGGAUAUAAGGAAAUCCAUCCGGACUGCCACAUUUUGACCUGCAUCAAAAAUCUUGCCCACGUCUCUCUCUCGGUCUGUCUGUCUGUCUCUCUCUCUCUCUCUCUCUCUCUCUCUCUCUCUCUCUCUCUCUCUCUCUCUCUCUCUCUCUCUC
Salmo salar (Atlantic salmon) is the source of this 4182-nucleotide messenger RNA. The record is from RefSeq and is a predicted model, not a curated record. NCBI's taxonomy places the organism in Eukaryota, Metazoa, Chordata, Actinopteri, Salmoniformes, Salmonidae.